This is a messenger RNA of Macrosiphum euphorbiae (potato aphid), 777 nucleotides long. Lineage: Eukaryota; Metazoa; Arthropoda; Insecta; Hemiptera; Aphididae. The record is from the annotation of a GenBank genome assembly.
AUGGCAAAAUCGUUGCUGAUCGUCUCUGCUUUAUUUUUGGCCGUCGUUGCAUCUGUAACAGCUGCACCCACACCGAAAAAGCAAAUAGCUUUCAAUCUAUGCAAGAAAAGUGAUCCAAACCUUGACAGAUGUUUGAGGAGCUCCAUCCAAUCAGUCAUUCCAGAUUUGGCCGAAGGAUACCCUAAACUGAGGAUUCCGGCCCUCGAACCGUUCGAGUUGCCGUCAUUGGAAAUCGAACACGGAAAGGGCUCUAGCAAAGCUGUCAGUAUUGACUUGAAGUUAAAGGACGUCAAAAUCAUGGGUUUCACCAGCGCAGUGGUCGAUGCCUUGAAAGUCGACGUGGACAACUUCAAGACGAGCGGCAAGAUUAGCUUCACAAAGCCACUCGAGAUCACUGGACAAUACACGGUCAACGGCAAGGUGCUCGUUUUGCCGAUCACCGGAAACGGACCGUGUUCCAUUGUCUUACAUGAACCCGUUUUGGAAUUGGAAGAAAUGUCCGGUACUCCAUUCGAGAAGAACGGUAAGACCUUCGUUCAAAUCAAGAAAGUCAACGUGAAGGUGGCGAGCGUCAAAAAACUGAAUGUCAAGUUGGAAAACCUUUUCAAUGGAAACAAACAAUUAGGCGAUAGCAUGAACUCCAUCCUGAACCAAAACUGGGAAGUUCUUCUUGAAGAAUUGAAACCAGCAUUUGAAGAAGCGAUUGGAGCUAUCUCGCAAGAUAUCGUUAACAAAGUUUUUCAGAAGACCGCGUACUCAGAUAUAUUCCUUUUGUAA